CUUUUCGUUUCCAGUCCGUGGAGGGCCUAUCUGAGGGAAGUAAAGUUCUGGAAGAAGAGGGGAGUUUGGAAUCUGCGUUCUUGAAAGGAGAUGGCAGUCGACACAAGCCGCAUUGAUCCUAAAAAGCAAAGCAUUAAAGAUGCAUAUGAGGUUCCAGAUAACUUUCUAGAAAUCGAUGUUUGCAACCCGCAAACACACGGAGUCGGUAAAAAGAGAUACACAGAUUACGAAGUCAGGAUGAGGACAAACAUCCCAAUAUUCAAAAUUAAAGAUUCAAGUGUAAGAAGACGAUACAGUGACUUUGAAUGGCUUCGGCAAGAACUUGAACGAGAAAGCAAGAUUGUUGUUCCAGUCCUACCUGGAAAGGCAUUGAAGCGGAUGCUUCCGUUUCGAGGAGAUGAUGGAAUAUUCGAAGAUGACUUCAUAGAAGAAAGACGCCAAGGUUUAGAGGCCUUUAUAAACAAAGUUGCAGGACACCCAUUGGCCCAGAAUGAGCGAUCACUGCAUAUGUUCCUCCAAGAGCCAAUAAUCGACAAAAAUUAUGUUCCCGGAAAAGUCAGACAUAAUUAGCUAUCUGAUUUUGUAAAUUCCAUUUGCAAUCUUGGACAUUAAUUGGGAAAUUCUUUUCACAGUGAGCAUCAUUUUACUCCAACAGCUGCCAAAAAAUAGAAUAAUUCUUUUGUUAAAUUUUAGAGAACAUGUUUUUCUCUUACUUGUUAUACUAGCUUUUUGGCAGUUUGUUAUUAAUAUAUCUAUUUUAUUUGCAUGAAAUUUUCAAUUCUUAUACAAUGUUGGGCAAAAACAGACACAUGGCAAAGUUGUAUUUCUAUAUUGAAUUUUUUGUUGUUUGAGAAAAACUGUACUUAUGAUGAAUAAAAAUGAAUAAUUUGUGUUUUUAAGUCAAGUGGUUUACACAUCUAUUAGACCCCCUCCCCACCCCCAUGGAACAAAAUUCCAUUAGAGGCACAACAAAAUAUAUCACCUUAUAUAUUGCUUACAAUUUGUUUGAGAUAUUGUUAAUUGGUACACUUCACUUUAAAUAACUUUGCUCUUCCUGACCUUACUUGCCAUCCCUUUUUUGUUUUGUAUUUUACUUGCCUGUCCUUUUCUUUUCUAACAGGAUAUUAACCAAUCCAUAAAAAAUGCUGAUAUAUGUAUUAGAUUUUUGUAUCUUUCUUAACUCAAAUGUGUCACAAAAAUAUGUUUUUCACAGUUUCUGUCUGUUGUUGUGCUUCAUGUCAUAGCAAAUAUGAUAGCAGCUUAAUUUAAUCUCUGUUGUGACAUGACCUGUUGGUGAUUAGCGGAUAAGCAUAUAACUAGUUACAAUAUCUAUUGAUCACAUACAAAUUAAUAACAUAUUUCAUAUUUCUUUCA
Molecule: messenger RNA, 1374 nt
Organism: Rhopilema esculentum
Lineage: Eukaryota; Metazoa; Cnidaria; Scyphozoa; Rhizostomeae; Rhizostomatidae
Product: sorting nexin-12
Biological process (GO): late endosome to Golgi transport; endocytic recycling
Cellular component (GO): retromer complex; early endosome membrane
Molecular function (GO): phosphatidylinositol-3-phosphate binding
Source: RefSeq, a predicted model, not a curated record